Molecule: messenger RNA, 1518 nt
Organism: Odobenus rosmarus divergens (Pacific walrus)
Lineage: Eukaryota; Metazoa; Chordata; Mammalia; Carnivora; Odobenidae
Gene: HHAT
Product: hedgehog acyltransferase
Exons: 11
Coding region: 37-1518 (493 amino acids)
Biological process (GO): protein palmitoylation
Cellular component (GO): endoplasmic reticulum
Molecular function (GO): palmitoyltransferase activity
Source: RefSeq, a predicted model, not a curated record
CAGUGUGUCUGCCUGGACGAUUUGUCACAAGGAACAAUGCUGCCGCGAUGGGAACUGUCUUUUUACCUGUUUGCUUCACUAGGCUUCCACUUAUAUUCUUUCUAUGAAGUUUACAAAGCUUCCAGAGAACAUGAAGAGGAGCUGGAUCGACAGUUUGCCCUGGAGAUUGGCACUUUAUUUGGAGGAUUAAAGAAGGACCCGACCGACUUUGAGUGGAGCUUCUGGAUGGAAUGGGGCAAACAGCGGCUGGUGCAGUUUCUGUUUGGCCACAUGGCUGUGUCUCAGCUGGCCAACAUGCUUGCAAGGAAGCACAGACCCUGGAUCCUGGGGGCUUAUGGAAUAUGGGCCUCCUGGUGUGUGCUGGGGGCCCACGGCACGGCCAUUAUUUUUCUCCACACCCUCAUCUCCUUCUGUGUAGCGCAGUUCCAGUCGCUGGUCCUCACAUGGCUCUGUUCUCUCCUCCUGCUCUCCACACUGAGGCUGCAAGAUGUGGAGGAAGUUAAGAGAGGCUGGUACCAGACAGAAAAUGAGUACUACUUGCUGAAGUUCACGCUGACUGUGCGCUGCCUCUACUACACCAGCUUCAGUCUGGAGUUCUGCUGGCAGGAGAUGCCCACCGGGAGCAGCUUCUACUCCUUUCACUGGCUGGUGGCCUAUGUCUUCUAUUACCCCGUCUUCCACAACGGGCCCAUCCUCAGCUUCCCGGAGUUCAUCGCAAAGAUGCAGCGGCAAGAGGACUGCUCGCUGAAGUCCAACCUUUUGACCUUUGCCGUGGGGCUGGGUCGCCUCCUCUGCUAUUGGUGGUUGGCCGAGCUGAUGGUUCACCUCAUGUACAUGCACGCCCUCUACGGCAGUGCCUCCCUCCUGAGGGCUGUCUCUUGUUGGACCUUAGGAGGACUGGCGUUGGCCCACGUGCUCUUCUUCUAUCUGAAGUACUUGGUGCUCUUUGGUGUCCCAGCUCUGCUCAUGCGCCUGGAUGGACUCACGCCGCCGCCCCUACCUCGCUGUGUGAGCACCAUGUUCAGUUUCACCGGCAUGUGGAGGUAUUUUGAUGUUGGACUGCAUGAUUUCUUAAUCAGGUAUGUGUACAUUCCAGUAGGCGGGUCCCAGCAUGGCCUGCUGGGGACACUGUUUUCCACUGCAGUGACGUUUGCGUUUGUGAGCUUCUGGCAUGGCGGCUAUGACUACCUCUGGUGCUGGGCGGCCCUCAACUGGCUGGGAGUCACCGUGGAGAACGCAGUCCAGAGGCUUGUGCAGACCCCGUGCAUCCAGGACAGCGUGGUCCAGUUCCUCUCCCCGCAAGCCCGCCGCCGAUUCCACGCCGCCCUGGCAUCCUGUUCCACCUCCAUGCUGAUCCUGUCCAACCUAGUGUUUCUCGGGGGCAGUCAAGUGGGGAAGAUCUACUGGAACAGGAUCUUCAUACAAGGCUGGCCGUACGUGACCCUCUCUGCCCUGGGAUUCCUCUAUUGCUACUCCCACGUGGGCAUUGCCUGGGCCCAGACAUACUCAGUGGACUAA